GUUACCUGUUGGGUUGUUCUAGCCAUUUUCUUCCCAACUCUUGCAGUUACCCCUUAGAGGGAAGCCGCAGACCUGAAGCCUUUUCCGGGGGGAAAUAAAGAGGUGAGGGGGGGUGGGCAGGGACGGCGGAGGGCUAGCACAUUCCGGAGGAGGGGCUGAGUUAGGUGCACCGGUCCAUGGGGGCGGGGCCCAGAUUGUGAGAAAGGGCAAGGACAGAGGAGGUCUUUAUUUGCUCGUUUUCAAGACUAAACUCACAGCCCUUUAUCUGCAGACCCCUUGGCGCGCUUGGUGUGAGGCACCCUCUCGGCCUCGGAAAGAGAGAAGAGCGGAGGUGACUCUUUGGCCGGUCUAGGCUUCCUCUCGUCUGUGUUUUCCCCUAAACCGUAGAGCCGAAUGGCUUCCGUGGUCUGGGGGAGUGGCCCCUGGUGGGGCCCGCCACCCCCAGCCCCAGCCCGCCCGCUCACCGACAUCGAUUUCUGCUCCGGAGCGCAGCUCCAGGAACUGACCCAGCUGAUCCAGGAGCUGGGAGUGCAGGAGAGCUGGAGAGACGGGCCCAAGACCAGCCCAGACCUCCUGCGGGCCAAGGACUUUGUCUUUGCUCUGCUGGGUCUGGUGCACCGCCGAGACCCCCGUUUUCCGCCCCAGGCGGAGCUCUUGCUGCUCCGUGGCGGGAUCCGCGAGGGCUCUGUGGAUCUGGGGCCUGCGCCCCUGGGCCCCUAUGCCCGGGGGCCUCACUACGACGCCGGCUUCACACUGCUGGUGCCGGUGUUUUCUCUGGAGGGCGCUGGGCAGGAGCUGCACCUGGACAUGGAAUCCUCUUCUGCCUGGCUCCGCCUCCCAGAGCUGAUGCGCGGAACCCCGGUGCGAAAGGCCUGGCAGGACUGCCUGGGACCCCGAGUCCCAGGAGGACGUGAACCGCUGCACCGAGCCGAAAGCGAACACGGUCCCAGGGAUCCCCAAAGCCCCGGGGACCGCCCGCCCCGUGACGUCACCGAGCCUGGCCUGCACGUGUCUUUGGAAAAAUCGCCUAGUGACCGUCCGGGGCCCGAGUCGCCUGGGCCGGAUGCAGCUGACCUUGGCGUCCCCGCAUCCGCGAACAAACCGAACGGUGACGUCACUGAAGCGGCCGCGGACCGCCCGACCGCCCCGCCGUCGGAGGCCCCGGGGGCGUGGCCCACGCUGUGCCCCGCCAAGGUGGCGGCGUGGUUCUUCGCCGCGCUGGCCGAGGUCGCCGGGUCCCUGGUCCCGGUCCCCGGCGCCCCGCUCUUGGUCCACGCGGCCCGCCACGCGGGGUUCACCACCAUCCUCCUGGCUACCCCGGGGCCCCCACGCCGCCUGCUGCUUUUCGACCUGAUCCCCGUGGUGUCCGUGAACGGCUGGCCCGAGGGAGCCCGGAGCCACUCGUGGGCCGGCCCGCUGGCCUCCGAGGCGCCCUCCUUCUACCUGGUGCCGGGCGGGGGCGCGGAGCGGCCGGGCGCUUCCGCCUGGCAGCUGUGCUUCGCCCGCCAGGAGCUGGCGCUCAAGGCGCUCGUCCCCGCUCCGCUGCUGCAGGCGCACGCGGCGGCCCAGGCGCUGCUGCGCCCCCUGGUGGCCGGGACCCGCGCCGCGGCGCCCUACCUCCUGCGGACGCUGCUCUACUGGGCGUGCGAGCGGCUGCCCGCGCUGUACCUGGCGCGGCCGGAGAACGCGGGCGCCUGCUGCCUGGGGCUGCUGGACCAGCUGAGCCGCGCGCUCGAGGCCGGGACUCUCCCCCACUAUUUCCUGAGCGGCCGGAAGCUCUGGGCCGGCGACCGCGCGGCGGCGCUGCUGGCGGCGCUGGCCCGGCUCCGUGCGGACCCUGCCCGCGCCCUGGGCGCCACCGUGGAGGAGGCCAAGACCGCGCGCAAGGGGGGCGGCUUGGCCGGGGUGGGAGGCGGGGCCCACGAAGGACUCCUACCAGCAUGGAAAGCCCCGCACGUGGGAGACACUUAGCACCCUGGACCCAAAAUUCCGUUCUAGAAGGCAUCCCUGCGGUUCCUUGCCGUCAUUCCACUCGCCUCGCGCUCCAUUCCGGGGAAAGGUCUGUCCAGUCUGGCUUCUCGGCUCUCCCACAUCUGUGGCCAGCAUCCCUCGUGCCCUAAUACAGCCUGGCAACUAUCUCCCCCCAGUUCUCACGGUCUUUGGGGAGUCUAUAGGAAGGUGGGAGGCAGGAGGGGGGCGGUAUAUUUCCUGACAACACACGGAAAGGAGAGCAGUUGGAGAUGACAGACUAAUUUGUUUCACACAAAGGCAAUCAUAUUAAGGAGGCCGGAUUUCGCCCCAGGCUAGAUCUCAGCUCCUUGCCCCCCCCCCCCCCAACAUCUUCAGUUAUUACCCCACUUUCCUCAUUCAGUUCUGUCCUCCCACCCUGGGCCUUGGGGUUCCUUCACUCUCUGGGUAUUCACCCUUCCAUUGAUCUUAAGCCCAAUCUUCCUCCCCACCCCCUCCCACCCCCCUUCCAGGGUUCCAUUCCGUGGAGUCACCUUGGUUCCUCCUCCUCUGAACCCCGAGGUAUGCGGCCUUGCCUCGGCUCCCCCUGCCUCUAAGACCAUCCCACUCCCUGCCUCUAAGGAACCCCAGGGUUCCUUCGGCCCCACUGAACUCCCCUCUCCCGGCGUCCCCGCCCCCUGCCCCGCCCCCAGGCCGGCUCCCGGAGAAGCGGGAGCUGCGGUUGCCGCGGCCGCCGGAGCUUCCUGCUGUCGCCGCCGCCACUGCCACCUCCACCGCCGCCGCACUGGGUCCCGCCGCCAGGCCCGGUGCUCCGAUUUCACCGGACCAGGCGCUCUGCGAGGCACCUUCACUCUUUGGGGGGCUCAGGGCGCCCGGCCAGGCGUGGAGGGAAGCUCCGUUUGCGGGGGACAGGGAGGGAGGAGCCUGGAGCCGGAGCCGGCACCAUUCGUCGCGAGAUCUACAAGACAGGACAGGUCGAGGGGCGUCAGGGGAAAGGGGGGUUCUCUGGGCAGUCCCAGGGAGGAGGAGGAGGAAGCCCUGUGGCAGGGAUGCGCUCGGGUUUGUAGGGGACCUGUUCACAUUUGGGAACUGGUGACAUGAGGGCACUCCUCUCUCUGGGGGCUGGUUGGGUUGGUGGGCGUGAGGUCUAAACAGCCCCCGCUGUUCCUGAGGAAGUUAAGAGGCGGUCAGAGGAAAA
Molecule: messenger RNA, 3166 nt
Organism: Pipistrellus kuhlii (Kuhl's pipistrelle)
Lineage: Eukaryota; Metazoa; Chordata; Mammalia; Chiroptera; Vespertilionidae
Gene: TMEM102
Product: transmembrane protein 102
Exons: 2
Coding region: 394-1971 (525 amino acids)
Source: RefSeq, a predicted model, not a curated record